This is a messenger RNA of Mytilinidion resinicola, 922 nucleotides long. RefSeq lists its product as uncharacterized. Bases 283 to 909 code for a protein of 208 amino acids. The transcript has a single exon. The record is from RefSeq and is a predicted model, not a curated record. Gene Ontology annotation, molecular function: bis(5'-nucleosyl)-tetraphosphatase (asymmetrical) activity. NCBI's taxonomy places the organism in Eukaryota, Fungi, Ascomycota, Dothideomycetes, Mytilinidiales, Mytilinidiaceae. Gene Ontology annotation, biological process: ATP biosynthetic process; AMP biosynthetic process.
CGCCAAGCUUUUUUUUUAAUGUUCGGAAGCGUAAUAACUACCUCGUGCGUAAUAACCCCAUCACCUACGUUAUCUCUUUGAGUCACUACAGAAUCUUAUUUAGAUUACAUCAUAUCCAAACAAACCCAGACUCCAAUCAUCCAACCCUACAAGCAAAAACAUACGCUGAACCACUCCCAGCACUAGUAAGUACCAUUUCCAAAAUCACAUUUCAACGACCAAUCCACCCUUCAUAGACUCAAAGCCUCUCACUAUACCUAUCACUUUUCCACCACACCAAUCAUGCUCACUCGACCCUUGUCCCUCCCCACCCCCCACUUCGUGGAAUCAUGCGGCGCCCUCCCCCUCCAUCUCCCCACCCGCACAAUCGCCCUCAUCUACUACAAACGUAAAGACGAAUACCUCCUCGCCAAAGGCCGCCGCAACGUCGCCGAAUCCCGAUCUGCUGCCGCCCUCCGCGAAGUGCGCGAAGAAACAGGUCUCACAUGCACGCUGCUCCCCGUGAUCAUGGACACGCGGGCACCGCCAGCGGAUGAGAAGGCUGAGGACACAAAUGCGGGGGAUAGGGUGAGGGUGGAGGAGGAGUGUGUCGAGCCGUUCAUGGUGAGCAUGCGGGAGGUGGGGCGGAAGGGGAAGAAAGGGCAGGAGGGGAGCAGGCAUUUGAAGAUUAUUUGGUGGUUUUUGGGGGAGAUUGUAGAGGGGGAGGGGGAGGUGAGUGGGGAGUCGUUUGAAAAGGGUAGAUGGGAUGGGCCGGAGGAGCAGUUUGAGGUUGUGAGGAUGGGGUUCGAGGAGGCGGUGGAGAAGCUGAGUUUUGAAGGGGAUAGGGAGGUAUUGAGGAAGGGGGUGGAGUUGGUUGAGGGGACGUAUUGGAGCAAAGAGGGAGAUUCGGGUGAGAUAUUGGUCGUCUAGUUUUUAAUACACA